UUAUUAUUUACAUGAUUUGAAUUAUAUAAAAUUAAAAGUUAAAACUAACAUCAUAUUUAUAUUUUUUUUAAAUAAUCAAAACUCUUUGGAAAUGUCAGUGUGUGAAGAAAAUCCAGAUUUAACGAACCUAGAUCUGAGUACUGUUUGUCGAGCAUGUAUGUCUUCUACAGGAGUUAUAAAAGAUAUGUUUGUUUGGGGCCUGGCUAUGGAUUAUUACAAAUUAACAAAUGUUUCUUUGCAACCAUCAGAUACGAUUUCUAAAUCUAUAUGUGUUGGAUGUGAAGAUAUGCUGAAAAAGUGUAUACAAUUUAAGAGGCAAUGUGAAAAAUCGGAUUUUUUAUUAAAUGACACAGCAAAGGUUGGAUACAUUGAACUCAUAAUGUUUAAAAAGUUAACCUCAUUGCCAGAAGAAGUGAUUCUGUUUCCUAAGGAAACAGUUGAUAAUGAAAUAAAAUUUAGAUUUGAUGAAAACAAAAUAACCUAUAUGAUAACAGCGCCAAAUAUGGAAGAGAAGCUUAUGUACCCUUGUCCCUACUCUUGUAAUGAGACUUUUCUAAAACAAUCCCUGUUAUCUAUGCAUUUUGUUAAGUCACAUAAUAAAAAUCAUGAUUUUGCAGUUGAAAUACAAUUCUAUUGCUCACAUGCAGAUUGUGUAUACCAUAUAGAAAACAACAAGUAUUUUUCUAAAAGGAAACAAUUGAAUCAACAUUGCAGUAAAGUCCACAAAGACAAAAUUGUCUGUGGACAUUGUAAUCUCAAGUUUUCAAAGGAUAUAGACUAUAAACAUCAUUUGAAGUCAUGUAACUUCCUCCACUGGUGUCAGGUUUGUGAUAAGAAAUAUGUGACAGAUGAAAGGCUAAUGGUCCAUCUGAUGCGAAAUCAUCCAGAAUUUCACAAAAGAUACAAGAGAGAAAAGGCGGAAAAGCGAAAGUCAGAAGCACAGAGUUUGCAAAAGAAAGCGAAGAAAGCUGAGGAAGAAGACUUGAUCCUGAAACGCUCCUCUGCUACACAGACCCUUGAGAAAAUUAAAAACAAUGUCUUGUUAUCGUGGCAAUCUGAUAGUGAGACAAAAACUGAUGAAAUCUCAACACAGACAGUUUUUGAUGAGUCACUUAAGUCUCAAACUAGUGAAGACGAAUCUUUAUAUGGUUCGCUAACGUUAUCAGAAUUUGGCUUAACUAAAGUAAAAGAUAGAAAUGAAUCCCCUGACCUAAGUACUAAGAAAACUCAAACAUGUGACUGUCUAUUUGAUUCUUUAAGCAGAGUUCACGAAAAACCCUCAAAUGAAUGUAUAUCAACCGAAACACAGACAUUGGAUUUAGAUGACUUUUCGAACUUGAAUUCAGCUGAAACACAAACAUCAUUUGAAGAAGAUAAUAUAUGUAAUUUUUUUAUUCCUGAGUAUAACCCUGAAUAUAAAAAGCCUCCAUAAACCUCCCAUAUGCUCUCCAAUGGAGAUCUCAGUUGGGCUUUUUAUGGAGCUAUAUUUGUUUUAUUCAUAUUUUUUAAGGAAGGCAAUAAAUAUUGCAGCCUGGUAACACAGAAGGAUGAUACAUUGUCUAUUCACAACAUAACGGUGUGCUACGUACUUAUGUAUGACUGUAAUGAAACGGGCAAUACAAUAAAAGGAUUAAUAAAUUAUUACUAUCAAUAGUUUCAAUAUAGACAAUAUCAAGAACUUCAUGAUCAUAUCUACAAUACGCGAUAAGAGAUUAAUUUUUUUGUAAUAAAUCUACACAUACAAUUUUUUAUGUUUAUAAACGAACUAGCGUCUUCAAACAAAUGUGUAAAAAGUCAGAUCUUCUAAUAAAAGUUAUUUUGUAAAAAAUAUUAAUUAAAGAGGAUAGCGAGACGAGAUAGUAAUCCAUGUGCGGAUUCACUUUUGAAACAUAUCCACAGAACUAAUCCGACAUUAGUACAAACUUAGAUAAUUAAAAGGUUUUUUUUUCGUUGAGUCUUCUAUAUGACACUGAUACACAUUAAAUACCUAGAUUUCCCGUAUUCUACAAAAAAAAUUAGGUAUAAUAUUCCUUCUGUUUAGAUUUUUAUUGAAGUGAAACUUCUU
Molecule: messenger RNA, 2065 nt
Organism: Pieris brassicae (large cabbage white)
Lineage: Eukaryota; Metazoa; Arthropoda; Insecta; Lepidoptera; Pieridae
Exons: 3
Coding region: 92-1432 (446 amino acids)
Biological process (GO): regulation of transcription by RNA polymerase II
Cellular component (GO): nucleus
Molecular function (GO): transcription cis-regulatory region binding; DNA-binding transcription factor activity, RNA polymerase II-specific; zinc ion binding
Source: RefSeq, a predicted model, not a curated record